Messenger RNA from Ostertagia ostertagi, 702 nucleotides. Lineage: Eukaryota; Metazoa; Nematoda; Chromadorea; Rhabditida; Trichostrongylidae. The record is from the annotation of a GenBank genome assembly.
AUGAAAUUUGGCUUGAUUGAUGUAGCCAUAUCAUUUCAGAUGCUUGGGCUUUUCUGUACCGUUUUGGCUGUGAUGUUGUGCUUCGCUGAGGACAGAAACGUGACCUGCAGGAAAAAACCGCCAAGCAGAUGCUUCCUCGGCAAAUGCCCAGCUGGGUACACGUGUCUUCCGAGUGGUGAUUGCUGUGAAAACCGUCAAGUAGUACUCCCACCUACUGAAUGCAAAGACUUUAUGGAGCAUUGCGACAGUCUUCAGUGCGACCAUGUUGAUUUCAUCGAAUUCGCUCGUGCCAACUGCGCCAAAACCUGCAACUACUGCUUCGAAAACGCGCACAUUGUCACCAGAAUAAAAAAGAAAAUGAAAAGAGCAGUAUUGCAGGACCUUUCUUCCAAGCUAACACCAAAGCAUGUAGUACGACAAAGAGCUGUUACUAGAUCCUUCUAUGAAUUCUCGUGCACGGAUCUGCUCGAAGACUGCAAUAAACGCAUGGAUCUUUGUCGUGAUAGGGAUUUCAUCGACUUGAUGGCUGUAUUUUGCCCACGGUCGUGCAUGCUCUGCACGCAUCCAACAUCACCUGGAGAAUGUCAGGAGCUUGUUGUGAGUGAGUUGACCUGUGCAUCACGCGAAGGUUUCUGCACUACCACAAAGAUGUCAGAAUACCAAAAAGCGAUGGGCUGCGGUAAGACUUGUGGAAAGUGUUGA